Messenger RNA from Triticum turgidum subsp. durum (durum wheat), 2886 nucleotides. The record is from the annotation of a GenBank genome assembly. NCBI's taxonomy places the organism in Eukaryota, Viridiplantae, Streptophyta, Magnoliopsida, Poales, Poaceae.
AUGGAUCCCCGGAAGGUGGAGCUGGCGAGGCACAACGCCAGGAUCUACGGCGUGGAGGACAUGAUCGAGUUCGUUGUCGGCGAUUUCUUCCACCUCGCGCCUUACUUGAAGGCAGAUUUGGUGUUCCUUUCACCACCAUGGGGAGGGCCAUCAUAUAAUCAAACACCAGUGUACACCCUCGAUAUGCUGAAGCCAAAGGAUGGGCAUGCAAUAUUUCAAGCUGCUCAGAAAAUAGCUCCUAAUAUCAUCAUGUUCUUGCCACGGAAUGUGGACAUAAGCCAAGUAGAGGAACUUUCGUGGUUGUCUUCUCCUCCCCUGGAUUUUGAGUUUGGAAAAUCUCUUGGUUCCCAUUUGCAUCCCUGGAGUCAGUGUUGUUUCCUGUCGGAUCGUAUUGUCUCGGCGCAAACUGAAAUCUCAGAAGUCCUCUUGUUGAGCCUCUCCAGCCGAGGAGCUGGAUGUGACAUCCACUCCCUGGAGGAUAUGAUUUUUAAGGUACGCUGUUCCGCUUGCGUACUGAUCAUUCUGUUCCUGCCGUUGGGUGCAUCUGAUGACCGGCUUGUCCCCGGCAAGCCGCUCUCCCCCGGCACAACCAUUGUCUCGGAUGGCGGUGACUUCGCCUUGGGCUUCUUCUCCUCAUCCGGCUCGAUGCCGUCCAACCUGUACCUCAGCAUCUGGUACAACGGCAUCCCCGAGCUCACCAUGGUAUGGGUCGCCAACCGGGAAACCCCGGUCACGAACAGCACUUCCUCCGCGUCGACGCUCUCCCUCACCAGCACCUCCAAUCUUGUUCUCUCUGAUGGUGCUGACAGUCAUGUUGUCUGGACAACUGACGUGGCUUCCUCAAGCUCGUCUUCACCAGUGGCGGUGCUUCUGAAUACUGGUAACCUCGUCAUCCAGUCACCUAAUGGCAGCAGGGUGUGGCAGAGCUUUGACCACCCGACCGACACGUUCCUACCUGGCAUGAAGAUGCGGAUCAGGUACAGGACACGCGCCGGUGAGCGCCUGGUGUCCUGGAAAGACGCCAGAGACCCCUCUCCUGGGAGCUUCUCCUACGGCUGUGAUCCGGCCACGUCCAUCCAGAUGUUCCUCUGGGACGGGUCGCGCCCGGUGUACCGCAGCACCCCAUGGACGGGGUACCAGGUGAAGAGCAAGGGCGAGUUCCUGAUAACCAACACCAGCGCCAUCAUCAUAUCCCUGGCCUUUGUCACCAACGACAAGGAGAGCUACACAAUGUUUAGCGUCUCGGAUGGUGCCUGGCACACCAGGUUCGUGCUGACCUUCUCUGGCAAGCUCCAGUUCCAAAGCUGGAAUAGUAGCUCUUCGACUUGGGUAGUCUUUGGGCAGUGGCCACGCCACAAAUGCAAUCACUAUGGCUACUGCGGCACGCAUGGCUACUGCGAUGAGACAAUGUUGCCCGUCCCGACGUGCAAGUGCCUCGAUGGUUUUGAGCCAACGAGCAUGGAGGAGUGGAACAACAGUGAGUUCUCAAAGGGGUGUCGACGGAAAGAGGCGCUGCGUUGCGGUGAUGGUUUCUUCGCCUUGCCGGGCAUGAAGCCACUGGAUAGGUUCGUGGUCGUUGGAAACACAUCGUCGAAGGAGUGUGCGACGGCAUGCGGCCGCAACUGCUCCUGCAUGGCCUACGCUUACACCAACCUGAGCAGAAGCAUUGCCAACGGAGACAUGACAAGGUGCUUGGGAACACUAUGUGGUCAAGAGAUUGCUGUCAAAAGGCUAAGUAGGGAUUCUCAACAAGGAACAAAUGAAUUCAGGAAUGAAGUCAUUCUUAUUGCCAAAUUGCAACACAAAAACUUGGUUCGACUUCUUGGAUGUUGUGACAAGGGAGAUGAAAAACUACUGAUCUAUGAGUAUUUGCCUAAUAAAAGUUUAGAUGCCACCCUUUUCGAUGAUUCAAGAAAACAUUUGCUGGAUUGGGGGACACGGUUAACCAUAAUUAAAGGUGUCGCAAAGGGUCUUCUUUAUCUUCAUGAAGAUUCAAUUCACCGAGAUCUCAAAGCUGGGAACGUUUUGCUAGAUGCAGAGAUGAAACCUAAAAUAGCAGAUUUUGGUAUGGCAAGGAUCUUCAGUGAUAACCAGGAAAAUGCGAACACCCAACAUGUCGUCGGAACAUUCGGCUACAUGGCCCCUGAGUAUGCAAUGCAAGGCAUCAUCUCUACCAAAUCUGACAUCUAUAGUUUUGGCGUGUUACUACUGGAGAUUGUAACUGGUAUGAAGAGAAGCUCCACUAGUCACGCCAUGGGCUUUCCAAGCCUCAUAAUCUACUCGUGGAAUAUGUGGAAAGAUGGGAAGGCAGAGGAAUUGGCUGACUCAUCUAUUGUAGAUACAUGCCUACUAGAUGAGGUGUUGCUUUGCAUUCAUGUAGCACUCUUGUGUGUCCAAGAAAACCCAAAAGACAGACCACACAUGUCAUCGGUUGUGUUCACCCUAGAGAAUGGAAGCACUACACUCCCAACUCCCAGUCGGCCUGCAUACUUCAUGGGACAGAGCAAUGAAUUGGACCAACUCACAAAUAAUAUUCAGAAUUCCGUGAAUACUUUAACUCUUACUGAGGAUGGCCGAGUGUCAGUGUGCAUGAAGUUUUUCUUUUUUCACGAACUUGUGAUGGACGCCGAGGGCUGGUACUCUGCCACUCUGGAGGCCAUCGCCACCGUGCAGUACACCUGCUCAGUGCCUGUCGGUCUCGUCGUCGACACGUUUGCCAGGGUCGGUGGCAAUUCCAUCCAGUUUGCUGCCAGGCAUGCGCCGCUGGCCAACCCCUUCUCGUUUCCAGGACACUGCUUUCCCCCGCUAACACUGGCGUUUCGUUCUCGUGCAGGGGCUGCUACGUGGUCACGGUGGAGAUCGAUCCCUGGAAGGUGGAUCUGGUGA